Molecule: messenger RNA, 8380 nt
Organism: Esox lucius (northern pike)
Lineage: Eukaryota; Metazoa; Chordata; Actinopteri; Esociformes; Esocidae
Gene: hcfc1b
Product: host cell factor C1b
Exons: 28
Coding region: 615-6209 (1864 amino acids)
Biological process (GO): chromatin remodeling; regulation of DNA-templated transcription
Cellular component (GO): histone methyltransferase complex
Molecular function (GO): transcription coactivator activity; protein binding
Source: RefSeq, a predicted model, not a curated record
UGUUUAGUUUGUUAGCUACAAGAUGGCGGCACCCAUCGAAUCGCACCGUAUUGCUCCUGUGGAAAUAUAACUGCAACGCUGAAAAUUCAUGCCUCAAUUUUGAAGAGAUCCAGAAAAAUUGUCUUCGAGUUGCACAAUUUUGAUGGCUGUGCAUUCAUGUUGUUCCGGAUCUACUUUGAUUUGACCUGCCGGCUUUUUCAUCUUUUCUGCAAAGCGUCUAGCUAGCUAAAAUGGCGGCUCCCAUAGAUUUUUUGUUGCUUCUUCUUGGCUAAAAAGGCUUGCUAGUUAGCAACAUAUAUCCACAGCCUUCUGGACAUAUACAUCUUCUAUACAACUAUCUUCAAGUUGAUUUACAUUUGGGAAAUACAUAAACAUAUUGACUAUAUAUUUCAUUUCAGUGCUGUAUAUUAGAAGAACGCGUUUUUUAAUCCUGUUAGCUUAGCGAUAGCCAACUAGCUUGUCGUCGGCUAGCGGGCUAGUCUUGACAGGAGCCAACUAUAGCUAGUUACCCUAGCAUUGUUGUUUCUUAGUUAUUCAGUUACACGUUCAAGUUCUACUGGAAAGCGUUUCAAUUCGGAUUUUUCCUUCUAAGAGACUCUUCAUCUACCGACACCAUGACAUCUGGGACCUCUGGCUCAGUUCUGCAGCCACGGUGGAAGCGGGUGUUGGGUUGGUCUGGCCCUGUCCCUCGCCCCCGACAUGGACACCGAGCUGUUGCAAUCAAGGAAUUGAUGGUCGUUUUCGGUGGAGGCAAUGAAGGAAUUGUGGAUGAGCUGCACGUUUAUAACACAGCGACCAACCAGUGGUUCAUUCCUGCUGUUCGUGGCGAUAUCCCACCUGGUUGUGCGGCGUAUGGGUUUGUGUGCGAUGGCACCAGGCUGCUGGUGUUUGGAGGGAUGGUGGAGUAUGGCAAAUAUAGCAACGACCUAUAUGAACUGCAGGCAAGCCGCUGGGAAUGGAAGCGUCUAAAGCCCAAGUCCCCCAAAAAUGGCCCUCCUCCAUGUCCUCGUCUGGGGCACAGCUUUUCCCUUGUGGGGAACAAAUGCUUCCUGUUUGGGGGCCUGGCCAAUGACAGUGAGGACCCCAAGAACAACAUCCCCAGAUACCUGAAUGAUCUGUACACACUGGAGCUUCGCGCCGGCUCCAGCGUGGUGGGCUGGGACAUCCCCAUCACCUACGGGGUGCUGCCCCCCCCCAGGGAGAGCCACACGGCCGUGGUCUACACGGACAGGACCUCCAAGAAGUCCCGGCUGGUCAUCUACGGGGGGAUGAGUGGCUGUCGCCUUGGCGAUCUUUGGAUCCUAGACAUCGACACCCUGACGUGGAAUAAACCCUCCAUCAACGGCACCGCUCCUCUCCCACGCAGCCUCCACUCUGCCACCACCAUCACAAACCGGAUGUAUGUGUUCGGCGGCUGGGUUCCCUUAGUGAUGGAUGAUGUUAAGGUCGCGACCCAUGAGAAAGAGUGGAAGUGCACCAACACCUUGGCAUGUCUCAACCUAGACUCUCUGUCCUGGGAGUCGGUACUGAUGGACUCCCUGGAGGACAAUAUCCCCAGGGCUCGGGCCGGGCACUGCUCCGUAGCCAUCAACUCACGCCUCUACGUCUGGAGCGGACGGGACGGCUACCGCAAGGCCUGGAACAACCAGGUGUGCUGCAAGGACCUCUGGUACCUUGAGACAGAGAAGCCCCACCCACCGUCCCGGGUGCAGCUGGUGCGAGCCAAUACGAACAGCCUGGAGGUCAGCUGGGGGGCGGUGCCCACCGCAGACACGUACCUGCUGCAGCUGCAGAAGUACGACAUUCCCCCGGCAGCCGCCGUCUCCUCGCCCGGUGUCGCCCCCGCCACAUCGCUCCCGGUCAGCUCCCCCAAGAGCCCUGUCACGGCCUCGGCGGUGUCCGGUCAGGGGGUUCCUCUGCAGGGCUUAACGCUGGUGCCCUCCCCCACCACAUCCAUGCCUGGAAGCCCCCUCGCUGCGUCGAACACACGUGGACCAGCCAUAUUGAAGGUGGCUGCGCCUCACUCCACCACGGGGACCUCCAUUGUCACGGUCCGCCAGGCCAACCAGGCCGGGAAGUCACCCGUCACCGUGACGUCUUUGCCCGCCGGGGUCCGCAUGGUGGUGCCGGCCCAGACCACACAGGGAACGCCAAUUGGCAGCAGCCCUCAGAUGAGUGGCAUGGCUGCGCUGGCUGCUGCUGCUGCGGCAACCCAGAAGAUCCCGCCCUCCACGGCCACCAUGCAGCUCCCGCCUGGAGCCACCAUCGUCAAGACCGUGGCCAUGAGCCCCGGGUCGCAGACCGUCAAAGUGGCCUCGCCGGUGAUGGUGAGUAACCCAGCCACCCGUAUGCUAAAGACCGCUGCGGCUCAGGUGGGAACGUCGGGUGUGGCCACGCCCGGUACGCCCACGCGACCAAUCAUCACAGUGCACAAGUCUGGCACGGUGACAGUUGCCCAGCAGCACCAGGUGGUUACCACGGUGGUGGGAGGAGUUACCAAGACCAUCACCCUGGUUAAGAGCCCUCUGACCAUGAGUGGAGGAGGAACGCUGCUGACUGCAGCCAACCAGGGCCAAAACAAGGUGAUGUCUGGCAAGGACGUGCAGCACUGGCUGUCUAAUCUGUCCAACCUGGGGAAGGUGAUGUCUGUGGUUCAGACCAAACCGGGCCAGACGGGGACCGUGACCGGACAGGCAGGGUCCAGCCUGCAGCAGAUCAUACAGACAAAGGGACCCCUCCCAGCUGGAACCAUUCUGAAGCUGGUGACGUCUGCCGACGGGAAGCCCACCACCAUCAUCACCACAUCUCAGGCCGGGACGGCAGGCGGCAAACCCACCAUCCUGUCGUACAGCGGCGUGCCCACCUCCACCACCAACAAGCCCGGCACGCACAUUAUCAAGACCAUACCCAUGUCUGCCAUUGGACAAGCAGGCGUAACCGGCAGUGGGAUGAAGUCCCCCAUCACCAUCAUCACCACUAAGAUGAUGACCCCAGGAACUGGCACUCCCGGCAAGAUCAUCACUGCCAUGCCGAGGACUGGAGCCGGCCAACAGGGACUCACACAGGUGGUGCUGAAGGGAGCUCCCGGACAGCCCGGGACGAUUCUACGGACCGUCCCCAUGGGAGGGGUACGUCUGGUCUCCCCGGUAACCGUUUCAGGUGUCAAACCCAACGUCACCACCCUCGUCGUCAAGGGGACCACAGGCGUGACCACGUUGGGAACGGUGACCGGCACGGUGUCCACCAGUCUGGCUGGAGGAAGCGUUGCCGCGGCUACUCCCAUCACCACGCUCGGCACCAUGACGACGCUGCCGGGACAGGUGACUGUUUCCGCAGCUCAGGUUGGAGGUCAGCCCACCCAGGUGACUUUGAUCACAACCCCCAGCGGCGUGGAGGCUCAGCCCGUCCACGACCUCCCCGUCUCCAUCCUGUCCUCGCCGACCUCCGCCGACCCCAACGCCACCCAGGCUGAGGCUGGCGAUCCCGGCACCGUCACCCUGGUGUGCUCCAACCCGCCCUGCGAGACCCACGAGACCGCCACCACCAACACCGCCACCACGGCCUCCGCCAACAUGGGCCGCGCUGGUGGGGUGGAGAGGGUGUGCUCCAACCCGCCCUGCGAGACCCACGAGACCGGCACCACCAACACCGCCACCACGGCCUCCGCCAACAUGGGCCGCGGAGUGGAGAGGGUGUGCUCCAACCCGCCCUGCGAGACCCACGAGACCGGCACCACCAACACCCAGACGACCGCUUCUGCCGACAUUGGCCGCGCCGACGGGGUGGCGCGGGUGUGCACCAACCCCCCGUCGGAGACCCACGACACCGGCACCACCAACACCCAGACCACGGCCAGCUGCAACAUGGGCUCCAACCAGCAGGGAACCAGCCUGAGCAGCACAUCCGGCGGGACGGACAUCCCAGCCUCCUCGCCGCCCUCCUCUGGAUCUCCCUCCCAGACCCCGGUCUCCGGGGCCAGCUCCGUGCCGGGGGUCCUGCGCCCAGAGACCCUGCGGACGGGCACGACAUACACGUCCACCACGGCCCGGUCCAACAUGGGUUCCGACCAGAUGGGCAUGACUCUCAGCUCCUCUUCCUCCCACAACAAGGGCAAGGCCGGGUCGCCCCAGCCCUCUCCUGUCUGCUCCAACCCGCCCUGUGAGACGCACGAGGCCGCGACCACCAACACCUCCACGCAGGCCAGCUCCGCUAUGGGGGACAGCCCGGCCGAGGGAACCGUCCAGAGGGUGUGCUCUAACCCGCCCUGCGAGACGCACGAGACCGGGACCACCAACACCCCUUCCACGGCUUCGUCUAACCUGGCGGGGGCAGAGAGCGGAACCGUCCAGAGGGUGUGCUCCAACCCGCCCUGCGAGACGCACGAGACCGGGACCACCAACACCCCUUCCACGGCUUCGUCUAACCUGGCGGGGGCAGAGAGCGGAACCGUCCAGAGGGUUUGCUCCAACCCGCCCUGCGAGACGCACGAGACCGGGACCACCAACACCGCCACCACGGCCACAGCCCAGCCCGGGGACUCCACGCAGGGGGAUGACGGAAGCACAGAAGCACCUUCGUCCUCUGCAACCACCGAGUCCAGCGCCGUGACGACGUCCGGCAGAGCGGUCACCACGGUCACCCAGUCCACUCCCACCCCCGGGCCCUCUGUACCGGAGAUCUCGUCGAUGUCCGGGUCUUCGGAGGCAGUGGCAGAGGCGGCGGGCGGCGAAGAGGGUGAGGCGAUGGCGGUGGGGGGAGAGGAGGGGGAGGCGCUGGCGGCGGGGGGAGAAGAGGAGGAAGCAGAGGAGCCAAUGCAGACGGAUACCCUCCCAGAGGGUACAGUGCGGGUGGUCACCCUGGAGGAGGCUGCAGCAGCCGGGAUACACGUUCACGUGGAGGGCCUGGAGGAGCAGAACCAGGAGGAGCAGGAGGGCCUUCCGGCUGAGCUGAUGUCUGAGGGGGGGGCGGAGGGACACCAGGCCCUGAUGGUGGCCGGUCUGACCCCUGAGGAGCUGGCCGUGACCGCUGCAGCAGAGGAGGCCGCUCAACACGCUGCCACGGAGGAGGCCAACGCCCAGGCCAUGGCCAUACAGGCUGUCCUGCAGGCCGCACAGCACGCCGUCAUGAGAGAGGGUGGGCAGGAGGGUCAUCAGCACACCACCACCAUACCCAUCGUCCUGACCCAGGCGGAGUUGGCCGCUCUGGUCCAUCAGCAGCAGCAGCUCCAGGAGGCUCAGGCCCAAGCCCAGGCAGCCGCUGCCCAGCAGAACCAGCCCACCGAGGGCCUGGCGCCGGCAGACAGCCUGAACGACCCGGCGUCGGAGAGUAACGGCCACGAGCUGACGGCGCCGGUGACCCGGCUGACCCCGUCCAGCACCCUGGCCCCUCCCACCGUGGUGGUGGCCAGCCCCGCCAAGAUGCAGGCCGCCGCGACGCUGACUGAGGUGGCCAAUGGGAUCGAGACCACUGCCGCGAGGCCGGCUGCCCCCCCUGCCGUAGUCAAACCCCCGGUGAAGAAAGACAACCAGUGGUUUGAUGUGGGCAUGGUCAAGGUCACCAACAUGGUUGUCACCCACUACUACCUACCGGCUGAUGACCAGGCUGCUGUUGACGAUGACUCCGGAGCGAUCCCGGACUACAGCCAGAUGAGGAAGGUGGAGCUCCAGCCGGGGACGGCCUAUAAGUUCCGAGUGGCCGGCAUCAACACCUGCGGCCGGGGCAGCUUCUCCGAGGUGUCGGCCUUCAAGACCUGUCUGCCAGGCUUCCCUGGAGCGCCCUGUGCUAUCAAGAUCAGCAAGAGUCCGGACGGUGCCCAUCUGACCUGGGAGCCUCCAUCGGUAACGUCCGGGAAGAUCAUUGAGUACUCUGUGUACCUGGCCAUCCAGAGCACCCAGAGCGGGGAGCAGGCCAAGCCUGCCACCACCACCCCGGCCCAGCUGGCCUUCAUGCGGGUGUUCUGUGGACCCAACCCCUCCUGCCUGGUGCAGUCCUCCAGCCUGUCCAACGCCCACAUAGACUACACCACCAAGCCCGCCAUCAUCUUCCGCAUCGCCGCUCGCAACGAGAAGGGUUACGGCCCGGCCACGCAGGUCAGGUGGCUGCAAGAGACGAGUAAAGAUGGUGCAGCAGCGAAACCCUCCGCUAAAAGACCAGGCACUUCACCUGACAUGAAAGCUACUGGCCCUAAGAAGACCAGAGCAGACCAGUGAGGUCUUUAAUUCUCGUCCAUGAUGACAAUGACUGAACAGAAUAAAACACCUUCCUACUGAAGACAGCCCCUCCGCUCCCACCAAGUACCCCAAUAUCCCAAAUGCCUCCUGCAAGAACCCAAUACCCCAAGGCUUAACAAAGCCCCCACAUCACACCCUCCGCUUUCCCCAAGACCCAAAUACCCCGUCAGCCCCCAACCACCAUCAACCUCACCCCAACUUUAAACCGGACCCCCUCUUUACUGGCCCUGCAACGCCUCAUCCUGGGUGUACACCAGGCACCAACCAUCCAUCAUCCACAAAACAGAGCCCUCCCAAAACAGUGCAUCAAGAUGAGACUGAAAAUCAUCCCAGCCCCAUCACUGGAAAUCAUCCCAGCCCUAUCACUGGACACAACGGUGCCAUGGACGCCUUAUUUCAACCUCCUACUUUUUUAUUUUAUUAUUAUUAUUAUUGAUAUUCCUUUGUAUGUUAAAACAGUUGAAAGCACAUAACGUUUUUUUCUUUUUUUCCUUUUUGUGAAAUCAAAAAUACAACUUGUUAAGUCAGAUUUAACUGUAGUGUUACUACUUCGCCGACUCUUUACCCCUUUCCUGGUUCAUCAACACACAAGUUAAACGACAACUGAUUCAUCGUAUGGACAGGCAUGUCACAGUAUGUCCUUGGGGGCUUUUUGUCUGUGGUUUUCUGAAGGAUCAGAUGGUUGUUGUAGGAGAUGUUGGAACAGAAGAACAUGGCGUCGACACAUCUUUUGUGGGGAUAGAAUUAAAAAAAAAAAAACGCCAAAAUGGAGAAACCAGGAGCACUUGGGGAAGACAACGUUCUCCAUUCCAGGGGAAUAGACUUUCAUAUUUGUACAUCGUCAACCAAUCAAGACUCUGUAUCUGUCCUGGCUUUCCUUUUGCUUGGUGACAUCACUGUGGUUAUGCGUCCCUGCAUCAGAGGGAGACGAAUGGGAAGUCUCGUUUCAUUAAAAGGAAGGUGUAGGUUUAGGAGACUUCCUUUCUUUCCCUCUAGUCUAGUAGUUUCUGCUUUCAAGAAGAGGUGUGUGGACAGUGACUGACAGGGUAACACAAUACAAUGAUUUUUUUAUAACCCUAUUUGACAGGUAAUUUGACAGUUAUUUCAGAAUUGGUUGUCUAACGGAAAGUUAACACAACGAGGACUUUGUACUUGCUCUACUGCGAAAGAUGGAAUAACAGAAUGCAAGAUUUCAGAAAUAGGAGAGCGAAUUAUUUUUGCUUUUGUUUACUUUUAGUAAUUUUCGAUUAAAGGAAUUGAUUUGCAGAAAAAAACGCUUCUUAUUUUCAUCUUUCCCUCUCCUCGUUACCUUCUCAGCCUGUUGAUAAUUCAUAGAAUGCAUUUUUUUUGUAAUCUAUGAAAUUCAGAAGUUAAUUAUUCUGUUUUUGAGGCUUGUUUUUAGAGUUCUGAGAAUAAACUGGGAUAUUUUCUGCCCCCAACUUGAGAAACCGUUGAUAAUGACCCCCAUUUACAUUUAUUUUUGGUGUACUCUGCUUUUCAAAUGUUUAGGUAUGCAAGUGUGUAAUGUGACAAAUGUUUUCCUAGUAGUUUGACACGUACGUCUUUGAACGGAGCAUUUUUAUUUACUUAAAUGAUGGGAAAUGUUGGUUUUGACGGCAGGAAGUUUGAUUGGCGCGGGCAUCAGCCAGUUUGAGCGCAGUUGUAAAUUAGUUCCUCUCUUCACCUAGCAAGAAGUAAAGUUAAAAAGAAGCCUUUUUAUAUAAUUAUCUGUAACAAAUGUUUUUACAUGUCUGUCAUUUCGGUUGCUUUUUGUCUUGAUAUAAAAAAAAAAAAAUACUGAAAUUUUCAGUCUCCCUGCUCAAUGUCUUGUAUGUUAUGUCUUCUUCCUGACUAUAAUGCGGAACAUUUCUUGAUAUGGUUGUUGUGGUUAUAGAGAGGACCUACAGAAUGGACCUCUCCCCAUUCAAGGCAAUGACGGCGUGACAGUUGGACAUGCAGCCCGUUGUAUAGACUGUUUCUAUGGUUACCAAGCUCAAGUUGUAUUGUAGGGAUGUCACCAGAAGAGGUUUUAUUGAUACGCAACGGCUAGCUGGUAGAGAUAUGGCUUCUAUCUGAUCGAGCCUAUCUUACAAACUGUUUGUGAAUAUUACUAUGAAAAAUAAAACUUUUUAGUGCAUCUUUUUUUUUUA